Molecule: messenger RNA, 962 nt
Organism: Miniopterus natalensis
Lineage: Eukaryota; Metazoa; Chordata; Mammalia; Chiroptera; Miniopteridae
Gene: CSRP3
Product: cysteine and glycine rich protein 3
Biological process (GO): sarcomere organization; cardiac muscle contraction; muscle tissue development
Cellular component (GO): Z disc; nucleus; cytoplasm
Molecular function (GO): structural constituent of muscle; actinin binding
Source: RefSeq, a predicted model, not a curated record
CCUUCCCUCUGCAGGCCAAGGCUGGUGACAGCCUCCAUAUAUUUAAAAAGGACGUUGGCCCCUCCUUACUCAGUUGAGCUGACAGAGACCCAACAGGCAGACUUGACCUUGGUCAGAAAGUCUUCAAGAUGCCGAACUGGGGUGGAGGAGCAAAAUGCGGAGCCUGCGAAAAGACAGUCUACCACGCGGAAGAAAUCCAGUGCAACGGAAGGAGUUUCCACAAGACCUGCUUCCUCUGCAUGGCCUGCAGGAAGGCUCUGGACAGCACCACGGUCGCAGCUCAUGAGUCGGAGAUCUACUGUAAGGUCUGCUAUGGGCGCAAGUACGGCCCCAAGGGGAUCGGGUUUGGACAAGGCGCCGGCUGCCUCAGCACAGACACGGGCGAACACCUGGGCCUCCAAUUCCAACAAUCCCCAAAGCAAGCACGUUCAGCCACCAGCAGCAACCCUUCCAAAUUCACUGCGAAGUUCGGAGAGUCAGAGAAAUGCCCUCGAUGUGGAAAGUCGGUCUAUGCUGCUGAGAAGGUGAUGGGAGGUGGCAAGCCUUGGCACAAGACCUGCUUUCGCUGCGCCAUCUGUGGGAAGAGUCUAGAGUCUACGAACGUCACUGACAAAGAUGGGGAGCUCUACUGUAAAGUUUGCUAUGCCAAAAAUUUUGGCCCAACAGGUAUUGGGUUUGGAGGCCUCACACAACAAGUGGAAAAGAAAGAGUGAAAAGUGUACCAGUUCUCGGGUCUUUCAUCAGCCUAAAACAUUUCCCAAGUGAUCCUGUCCAGAUGGAUGCCCUUCCCCAAACAUCCUUUGGUUGGUAGCUGGACAAUAUUUCUCUUCAGAAGUAACCAUAGUCUUUACACAAAGUUAGAAGAGACCUUUGGAAGAAAAUUAUUAAGAGUUUAAUCUGUAACAAGUAUUUUAUUAUUUACGCUACCUCGGAUGGGAGAGGCAAUAAAUGCUUUAUCAGUA